Molecule: messenger RNA, 2401 nt
Organism: Quercus robur (English oak)
Lineage: Eukaryota; Viridiplantae; Streptophyta; Magnoliopsida; Fagales; Fagaceae
Product: probable protein phosphatase 2C 27
Exons: 4
Coding region: 928-2133 (401 amino acids)
Biological process (GO): protein dephosphorylation
Molecular function (GO): cation binding; protein serine/threonine phosphatase activity
Source: RefSeq, a predicted model, not a curated record
UAUCGUCGCCCAUUUUCUCUUACAAAAGGCUUCCGAUUCUCUCUCUCUCUCUUCUGAGAGAUAUCUUCUUCUUUGGGUUUCUUGGAUUAUCAAAAAAGCGAAGAGAAAAGGCAAAGCAUCAUCGUCAUCGUCAUCGUCAUAUGUGAGAAUUUUUUACUACUUUUCCUCGGAUUCUGUGUUCAAUUAUUGUUCAAGAUUUAUAUACUUUCUGUUUUUGUCCAACUAAGUUUUACUCUGAAUUUUUCCAAGACAAUCUUGGUAAAUUAUUGGGGUUAGUUUAGUUUAGUUCGUAUACCUUGUGACCGUGAAUUAUUAUUGCUUAAAAGGGCACUCUUUUUUUCUUUUCUUUUUUGGUUGAUUUAUUUGUUGGUGAAGUUUGUGACAUUGAUGAUUGAUCUGGGUGUUUCCGGAGUUUUUGAUGUUUGAUAUUUAUGAAGGUUGAGUUGCUUCGAAAGUGGUUAGUCUGAUCUGCUCGUUGGUUUUGGGGUUCUGGGUGUGUUGGAGAUUUGGGAAUUUUAGUGGGACUUGAAGAUUGAAUUUUUAUAAUUUGAUGGUUGCUUUUGUGGAUUUGUUUUUUAUUUAUUUGAUACCUUAAGGAGCUCUAAACUGAUAAGGUAGAAUUACCCAUUUCGUGAAGCGAAGCCUUUGCUUUGCUUGCUAGGUUUGCGUCUUUAGACAGUUGAUUGAUACUUGGAAAUUUUGGAUUGUUUGUUAAGCUUCCAUUUUGGAUAGAUUUAACUGAUUUUAAGCUGAUUGAUUUGGAAUUUGGAUCCCGCAACAAUUUUGAAGUAUAUUAGAGGAUUCUUGAAAAGGGGUUGAUCGAUGGGGUUGUGUUGAGGUAAUUUAUUGUUAGAGGAUUCUUGAAAGGGGAUUGUUUGAGUUAAGGGAGUUGUGUUGAGGUAAUUGAUUUAUGAAUUGGAGGGGAUUAUGGCUGCGGGUAUGGAUUUAUCGCCUCCAUUUACCAUCUUAGAAGGUGGUUAUAAUAAGGAUAAUGUCUCAACCACGGAAGAUCAGAGCUCAGAGAAUUUGAAUAAGUUGAAGCAAAUGACAAAUGGGAAACCUCCACGGCACCUAUCUAUUGCCCGCCAUAGCAUUAGCUCUAUGAGGCUGCUGGGCUCACCUGAUUUGGAUUUGGACGUCAGUAUUGUUGCCAGUAAAUCACCUUCUGAUGAAAAGUCAGAUUUUUUACCUGUGUUUCGCUCAGGAAGCUGUGCAGAAAGAGGACCGAAACAGUACAUGGAGGAUGAACACAUAUGUUUAGAUAAUCUUAUAGAACAUCUAGGUGCCACAGCAGGCUUCCCUCAUCCUGGGGCUUUCUAUGGGGUAUUUGAUGGCCAUGGAGGUACAGAUGCUGCAUCAUUCAUUAGAAAUAACAUCCUUAGAUUCAUAGUUGAGGAUUCCCAUUUUCCAAUUUGUGUGGAGAAGGCAAUUACAAGUGCUUUUGUGAAAGCUGAUUAUGCAUUUGCUGAUGCUAGUUGUCUUGAUAUUUCCUCUGGCACCACAGCUCUAACUGCCCUGAUAUUUGGCAGGACGAUGAUAAUUGCCAAUGCUGGGGAUUGUCGAGCAGUGCUAGGGAGGAGAGGUAGAGCAAUUGAGAUGUCAAAAGACCAUAAACCCAAUUGCAUAUCUGAAAGAAUAAGAAUUGAGAAACUUGGUGGUGUCAUUUAUGAUGGCUACCUCAAUGGCCAAUUAUCUGUGGCUCGUGCAUUAGGAGACUGGCACAUGAAGGGCCCCAAAGGUUCUGCCUGCCCUUUAAGUGCAGAGCCAGAGUUGCAGGAGACACUUCUGACUGAGGAUGAUGAGUUCCUGAUAAUAGGCUGUGAUGGCUUGUGGGAUGUAAUGAGCAGUCAGGGUGCUGUGUCCAUGGCAAGGAAAGAACUUAUGCUCCACAAUGAUCCUGAAAGAUGUUCAAGAGAGCUGGUGAGAGAGGCACUCAAGCGCAACACUUGUGAUAAUUUAACAGUUAUUGUGGUUUGUUUUUCUCCAGACCCUCCUCCUCGAAUAGAGAUACCUCAAUCUCGAGUUAGGAGGAGUAUAUCAGCGGAAGGGCUGAAUUUACUCAAGGGUGUAUUGGACUGUAAUUCAGGAAAAGAAGGGGAAUGGCUGAAAGAUGGAUGUACAUACAUUGGGUGACAAUUGGUUGGCUGCAUUUUACCCCCUAAGCUGCCGCUACUUGCACUUUCUUCUGUCACCUUUUCCACGGCUGACACUGGGCUUCAUUCAUGGACUUAAGAUAUUGUAGGAUUUGAUUUUCAUUUCUUCUUUGAGUUUUAUAUCCUGUACAUCUCAGAAUAGUUAUGAAUUCAUUGUUUUUUGUUGUACCAAUAAGUAGAAUUCAUUGUUUGAUUUGGCCCAUUCUCCAUUUCCUAGUACAAAAACCUGAAAUUCUUUGAGCGCUCCA